Molecule: messenger RNA, 2831 nt
Organism: Mucor mucedo
Lineage: Eukaryota; Fungi; Mucoromycota; Mucoromycetes; Mucorales; Mucoraceae
Product: fungal-specific transcription factor domain-containing protein
Exons: 7
Coding region: 212-2776 (854 amino acids)
Biological process (GO): regulation of DNA-templated transcription; DNA-templated transcription
Molecular function (GO): DNA binding; zinc ion binding; DNA-binding transcription factor activity, RNA polymerase II-specific
Source: RefSeq, a predicted model, not a curated record
CGGAAAGACAGCCCUUUUUCUUUUGAUUUAAAAAAAAAAAAAAAUCCUAUUUAUAAUCGGUUCAUUUAAACCAUGGACGAUACAUUAAAUAACAAUUUUUUUGACGUGGUAACGCCAGAUAAUGUUUCUGAACCAGACUUGAGUUCUUCUGAUAAAACAAGGCUUAGAAUAACCCGUGCUUGGUAUUGAAUGAAGAAAAGUUUCAGGUGUAAUGGUUGAUUUACUUUUUUUCCUUUUCUUUUCUUUUCUGUCCAGUGAUUAUUGUAGAAAAAAGAAAAUUAAAUGUUAUUUUACACCUGGCCAAGCCUGUACAAAUUGUGUAUCUUAUGGCAUUGUUUGUGGAUUCAAUGAAAAUGCUAAAAAACGGGGGCCGCCUAAAGGAUAUAUUGAUGCUUUAGAAAAAAGAAUUCGAAAAAUGGAAGACUCUUUACAAAACCAGGCUACAGCAACAUCGCCUGCACCAGUACAAUCACCCUCACCAGGACCACAUAGACAAGAUUCAAUACAAUCUAACAGUGGGAUAAAAAAACCUGAAGGUGCAUCAUCUGAUAAAGUACAAUAUUUAGGGGACAUGUCUAGUUUUCAGCUAUUCUCAAACAAAAUUCAAUUGGAUGAUACCAACAGAAAAUGGAAAGGACACCAUAUACGUAAAUUUGGUAAACAAGUCGUUUUAGUAGAGGACGGGAAAGAAGAUGAAGUUGAUGAUCCAAGUAUACCAGACACUCAACUUGUACCUCAUGUGAAACCAAUACAUUACUGGAUUUACUCUGUCACCGGUGUAGACAGACAUACAAGUAACCGGUUAAUAAAAAUUUACUUUGCAAAUGUCCACCCAGUAUUACCAGUAGUCAAUAAAACAAGAUUUUUACAGCAAUAUAGGGAUUUAGCAGAUACAUAUCCUCCUUCAGAUUUACUAAACGCCAUGUUUGGUGCAGCUGCAAGAUUUGUCGAAUGUGAAGCUUUAAUUCAGAAAUCAAAAGCAAAUCGACCACCAGAUGCUGUUUGGGAUGUACCUGUCGGUUGGUCAGACCAGUUUUUUGAUCAAGCUCAGACUAUUAUUACCACUUCCUCCGCAACUCCAACCAUGUCAAAAGUUCAGUCUAUCAUUCUUAUACAUAAUCAUAGUGGGAAUUUGGAUUCAAAAUCAUCUGCCUGUUGGCUACUGGGUGGAUUAGCCAUACGACUGGCUCAGGGCUUGGGAUUAAAUCGUGAUUGUGAAGAAUGGGAUAUACCAGAGAAUGAAAAGCAAACUAGAAAAAGAAUUUGGUGGUCACUGUAUGUAGCUGAUAGAUUUCAUUCAGCUUCUCUAGGAAGACCCAUCAGUAUUAGAGACGAGGAUAAUGAUGUGGGUUACCCGGAUUCAACAGCAAGCUGGAAAGAAGUUUUAGAUGAAGAAGACGAUAACGAUUUUGGACCCUCCUCGCCACGCUUUCCUUCAGCGAUGUGUAGGCCCAAGAAGUUAGAAGGACGAGUAGGAAUUUAUCAAUUAUUUAUCGAACUCAUCAAGCUGUCAGAAAUACUCGGUACUAUCCUUCAAGGCUUAUAUACCCCAAAGGCAAAGAAAGUAGGCUUAGAACGAGGAAGUGAUGCCAUUGUGACCAGGUUAGAUCACCAACUAACUGAAUGGCGAUUUGGCUUUCCCGACGCUUUACAAAAGGCUAAUUUUGAAGAUUUCGAUGAAAGCACCGGAUAUCUUGCUCCUGUUACAGCAUCGGUUUUGUUGUGUUACUUUAGUUUGUUAAUUUUACUGCAUAGGCCAUUUAUUGAGGCAGCAGCCAAUGGUAAGAAACCAAGAUCAUCAUACUCAUCAUUCAGGAUCGGUACAAGUGCUGCUACUCGAGGUAUCCGAAUUGCUUCUCAAAUGACGAUGCGAGAUUUCAUGAUGUUUCCAUACUCUUUCAGUUUAUAUCCAGUCUUGCAAUGCUGUCUUAUUCACAUGUACAAUACAAAAAACCUGGACGCAAGGAUAUCUACACCCGCCAAGACUGAUUUAACAAAGGGAAUUUCCUUGAUUUCAAAAUUAAGACCGAUGUCAAGUACAGCACAAAGACUUUAUAGGUUGCUAAAGACGAUUAUGGAUAAUAAGGAAAUCGAAGUGCCUGUACAUGCUUCAGAUUCGGAAGAAUCGAAUAGGUCCAGAGAUAAUAGCGUGGACACAACGCCCAUGUCGAGCCGUAUAUCAGACGUUGGACGUGGAAGCAAUACAAAUAAAACCAAUGUUCGUGCUUACCAACAGCCUAUUUUACCUCCAACCGCACCUAGAAUUCUCACGCAAUCACCAAAAGAACAGCAUUCGGUUCGACAUUUCCAGCAAUCAUUAGCAGAGGUGAUUGCCCCGCCCCACAUGGAUGGUUCAACCAUUUCGUCCGCUCCGUCGCCUACAUCCAUGUCCGAAGCCUUUAGUUUAAAGCAAUUCGGUUUUAAUAACACAUUAGGUGAUCCCAAUCAACUUGAUUAUACUAUGCAAGACGUCUCAGCAUUCUCAGAGAUGGAAACUUUACCAGCGAUGCCCGACGUAUUCCAACAACAACCUUUUACAAACUUACAUCACAACCAUAACCCUUCCAUGCAGCAUUCACAAGUUAAUGUCUCAUAUGUACCUACUGCAUCACCUACUACAUCUAUACAAAGUAUACUGGAUAACAAUAACGAAGGGUUGUUUCGAAAUAAUCCUAAUAACCCCUUCUUUGGUAUUCCGUCUUCCAUGGAUUGGACAGAAUGGAACGAAUGGAGCCAGAGUAAUCAAGGCAAUACCACCUGGCAACCACCUGUCUAAGCCAAGAAACGUACAUAAUAAAAACAUCCAUCAUAUAUUUACGGUUUUCAGAAAA